This is a messenger RNA of Lutzomyia longipalpis, 2058 nucleotides long. RefSeq names its product angiopoietin-related protein 7. The record is from RefSeq and is a predicted model, not a curated record. Bases 577 to 1947 code for a protein of 456 amino acids. The transcript has 6 exons. NCBI's taxonomy places the organism in Eukaryota, Metazoa, Arthropoda, Insecta, Diptera, Psychodidae.
AACAAGAAUUUAUUCGUGCGCUGCAAGUGAGAUUUUUAUUAGAUUUCUCUCUGCAAGUGCAUAUAGAAUGUGAGUCCAUCACGAGCUGGAAAAGUACGAUAAGAUGAUGCGAAAAUUUAACCUUUUCAUCCACUUUAGCGUGAUUUUUCUCUCGCACUGGAAAAGCGAGUCUGCCAUGGCAAAAGAUGAAAAUCUUCUUGACUUUUCCACCAACUAAACAAUUUGGAGGCACACCAAAGAAGAGCCAAAUAGAACAGUGAGAGUGAGAGAUUCUCAACAUUUUUCCACACACUCCCGCCUUUUCGGAGAGUUUAUUUUAAGUGUAUAAAAAAAGAUAAAAUUGCACACGCCGAGAGUGAGAGAGAAGCUCUACGAUAUGAUCACCAACUGUGGACCCCGGAUAGACAUCGUGGAAGAUGCGCGAGAUUCCUCUCAGUCAGUCUAUUGGAGUGCCUUUUCACGAUCAGUCAGACGUAUUGCGAUUGCGGAGGAAGUGAUCGUGUAUCGCGCAAAACGAUCGCGGAUCUGUUUUCAUUCAAAUUUCCGUGAGCUCUCCCACAGAGUGAUUAUGCAAAAAUGAUGAAAGGUGCGCUUGAGAAUAGGUGGUGUGUCCUUGGAUUGAUCCUGAUAGCUGUAGCUGUGGGUCCGGGUUUGUGUCAGCGGCAACAGCAGCGUCCAUCAGUGCGUGAUCGUACCUAUGGGGAUACAACAAGUCCAGGAUCACAGACACAUGAUUCCAUUGGGGGUGACUCCAUCCUGGCGAGACUCUACGAUCGUCUGGCAACAAUUGUAACACUCGAUGAGCAACUCCUGAAGCGUCUCGAAGCACUUGAGUACAAAAUAACAAGGAUAGAGGUAUCGAACCAGGAAAGGUAUGACGCCAUCCGGGCAGAGGUGCGAGAAUUAUCGCGGCGCUAUCAGAAUUUCGAUUGGAUUCUCACAAAAACGGAAGGAACAGUGGAGGAGUUGAAAGGUGAAUGGGAUGCAGUGAAGGGUUCACUGUACCAGGUGAGCGGAAAAGGUGGUGGACCAGUGACAUCCGGUGAAUUCUCCGACAAACUCAAUGCUCUCGCCACCCUUCUAACAUCCACACGCCUGGCUGUGUUGCGAAUGGAGAAAGAGUUCAUCACUGCUGGGCAGAAUAUCACGGAACUCCAGCAGAAUCUCAAGGAUGUAUCUGUGAGUCAGAGGAAUAUUCCAACAAAAUCCUUCCUCAAUAAUGCCCUGUUGGCCGUGAAGAGUCCCCCUGUGUAUGCUGUGAUGCACCCCAAUGGAGCACGAGGUGGCUCCGAAGGGUCCUGUGAAGUCUCCCUGCUCCCAUCAAGCUGCAAAGAUGCCCAAAAACGUUCAGGAAUAAUAAAAAUUCAACCCAGUGGACACAUUCACAAUCCCUUCUACGUUAACUGCCUCGAAGGAUGGACUGUGAUUCAGCACCGGGAUGACGGUGGAGUUAAUUUCUAUCGAACAUGGGCAGAAUAUAAGCAUGGAUUUGGGAAUUUGGACGGAGAAUUCUGGAUUGGUCUUGAUAAAUUGCACGAAAUCACCUCAUCGCGCAUCCAUGAGUUGCUCAUUCAUCUGGAGGACUUUGAGGGUGAACGACGCAUUGCUAAAUAUGAUUCCUUUGCCAUUGGCGGGGAAAAGGAGAAUUAUGCCCUUGUGCUGCUUGGGAAGUAUUCCGGAGAUGCGGGAGAUUCACUCUCCUACCAUGCUGGGCAGAAGUUUUCAGCACUUGAUCUGGACAAUGAUUCAUGGGUGGAGGGAAAUUGCGCUCAAGCACAUACAGGCGGUUGGUGGUACAAUGCCUGCGAUACCAGUAAUCUCAAUGGACGCUACUUGGGCGGUGAAGUGCCUGAUGAGUUGCGGUACCAGGGGAUUUACUGGAAUGAGUUCAAGGGUGCCAAUUACUCCCUCAAGAAGGUCCGCAUGAUGAUUCGACCAGCAGAGUAGAGUCCGCUCCAAUAUGUGUUCCCUUUUCGUCCUUCAAGAGAGCCCCUUUUCCCGCUUCAGCUUUUUUUUUGCCUUUUGUAUAAGUCCAAGAUAAAAAUUACCUUGUUGAAA